AUGUCUGCUGCCGUUGUUAAGCCAUUCAAAAUUUUUAAUGAUUUUGAAAAUAAAGAAAACAUAGAUCCUUUGACUGGAAUAUGUUCAAAUACAAAGCCAAACAUUUUCACAUCAAAAAAAAGAGUUCCACUCAGAGAUAUAACUCCUGUUACAACUAAAUAUCCAACGUCACCAAAAAAAUCAAGACAAGUCGCUGUUGAUUUAGCUUCUAAUUAUAUCCCACCUGUUUUCAAUUUGCAAAUUUCAUCCAACGUUCCAGCAACUAAAAAACCAAUCAAUAAUGGUUUCAAUUUUAUUAAUGGAAACUCAAAUGGUAGUUUCAGUAUCUAUCAUGAUGUUCCAACUUCAUCUGUUAAAACAAUUAGAUAA
Molecule: messenger RNA, 369 nt
Organism: Dictyostelium discoideum AX4
Lineage: Eukaryota; Evosea; Eumycetozoa; Dictyosteliales; Dictyosteliaceae
Exons: 2
Coding region: 1-369 (122 amino acids)
Source: RefSeq, a predicted model, not a curated record